GUCUACGGCGGCUGGAAGGAGGCAAAAUUAUCAUGAUCAAAACAUCGAACGUGUCGGCGAAAGACGCCAUGUUGAGAAGGUCACGGAGCAGUUCUGUAGCUGUAUCCGGUUACCGGCAGUGCUGAUUACUAGGGCUAUCUUCCGCUAUGUCCACGCCGCCGUUAUCAGGAGCGGGGAUGCCCGGAGCCGCCGCCGCAGCAGCCGCCGCCACUGGUGGGUUCCCCGGUCCUCCGCCCUCUGCAGCCGCCGCUGCCGCCGCCACCCGGGAAGUGAAUACGGCAUCCCUGUGCCGGAUCGGGCAGGAGACUGUGCAGGACAUCGUGUUCAGGACCAUGGAGAUCUUCCAGCUGCUCCGCAACAUGCAGCUCCCGAAUGGCGUCUCCUAUCAUAUGGGAACCUACCAGGACCGGCUGGGGAAGCUCCAGGAACACCUGCGGCAGCUCUCCAUCCUCUUCCGUAAGCUCAGGCUGGUGUAUGACAAGUGCAACGAGAACUGCGCUGGACUGGAACCCGUGUCUGUAGAGCAACUAAUUCCGUACAUAGAAGACGACUACUGGAAAAAUGACGACCGUGGCCCGGCCAGUCAGCUCCGGUAUGUGAGUGAAGAAAGGAGGGAAAUUCUGGAAGUAAAUAAGAAAUUAAAACAGAAGAACCAACAGUUGAAACAAAUUAUGGAUCAGUUACGGAAUCUUAUCUGGGAUAUUAACGCUAUGUUAGCCAUGAGGAACUAAGCUGUGGGGGGGUGGGAUGACUUGUAUUUAAUGUUAUAUUGAGGGAAAUGUUCUGUGUAAUAAAUGUUGUUUUUCUUAAACCCCG
This is a messenger RNA of Hyla sarda, 816 nucleotides long. It is a transcript of the gene MED30, whose product is annotated as mediator complex subunit 30. Bases 147 to 731 code for a protein of 194 amino acids. The transcript is spliced from 4 exons. Gene Ontology annotation, biological process: positive regulation of DNA-templated transcription. Lineage: Eukaryota; Metazoa; Chordata; Amphibia; Anura; Hylidae. Gene Ontology annotation, cellular component: mediator complex. The record is from RefSeq and is a predicted model, not a curated record. Gene Ontology annotation, molecular function: transcription coregulator activity.